GAUGCGGGAUGUGUAGCUAGCCUUCCAAACCUCCUUGCGUGCGCGUGUUCCUAUUUUCCGGGGGAAAGCGAGAGGGUAACUGCCAGUCGCGCCAGGUACUGCAACGCAGGGGCUGCACAGGGACAAAGCAGCCACCCUCCGGCCUUGGGCACCACACCAUAAGGGAGGGAGGGGGGAGGUAGUACUAGUUCGAAAAGCGUGUCCUGUUGUAGCCUUCUGUAUGGCAGUGGAGGGGGGAGGGGGAAGGGGGGUCACUUUAAGGCACGUGCGGCCGACUCCCGAAGAAAUCACAGGAGACUGCGAAACAUUUUGGGUUGGAAACAGACACACCGAUUGGACCCACACCUCACUCGCACGCACUCUUUGUCUCAACGAGAAACGUCCAAGAACGAAAUCAUGCCGGCGAAAAAUGAUUCAUCAACUUCGUCAUCGACCACCAGCGGGCCUAUCGAAAAGCAGACGCUGCAGGCUGGAGUGGAGCGGUUCUUUUCGAUCACCGAGGCCUUUGUGUCCUCCUCGAUUGUGGCCGAGAUCAUGGCGGUCUCUGAGGGCGGCGAGAAUGGGGAGUUUCUGCGCGUCGCUGGCUUUGUCUUUUUUGUCAUCGCCUGGUCCCUCCAGACUCUGACCCUGCUGCACAAUCUGGCGCGGACGCACAACCUCCGGUCCGCCAUGCGGUUCCUCAGCGCCAAGUCAUCGUCGCCGGCAGGCUAUACGGUGUUCAAGCAGAACGGCAUGGGAUCGGUUGAGCGUGUCGUCACCAUCACUGACGAAUGGGGCAAGAUGCUGGAGAAGGAGGCGGACGACGAUUAUUUCUUUGGCGUUAAGUUUGACGUCAAGUCAAUUCUGGGCAUCAUCGUUCAUGUCGCUCUCCUUAUUGUUGGCAUUCUCUGCUUCCGUGGUGAGCUGGUUGUCGAGAAAAUCACCGACGCCUUUGUGCUCAUCAUUCUGCCCAUCUUUGGCGAGCUGCUCACCGCGUCGGACCUGUGGCACAAGGAGGAGAAGGCUAAGGCCGUCGGCGGCUUGCUUGGCUCUGACGUUGUCGAGAACCUCUUUGCUGAGCGCAAGUUCCAAGGCCUUGAGGCGUUCGUACGCGCUGCCAAGAACGUGUGUAACGAUCUGGGGGAUGAGGCUAACACCGAGGAUGUCCUUGCCUCAUACGAUAUUCAUCUGAGCCCGCCGACGUUGGACCCGGACUUGGAGUCGUCGUCAUACACCUCCGACUAUACCGAGUAUUUGGAAAGCAGCUCUUCGUCCUAGUAGCCGCGAUCUGAUGUGCUCGAACGCCUUGUCAUUUUCAUCGUCGAUAAAGCUUUCAUGCUGCG
Thecamonas trahens ATCC 50062 is the source of this 1322-nucleotide messenger RNA. RefSeq lists its product as uncharacterized. The coding region runs from base 397 to 1257 and encodes 286 amino acids. The record is from RefSeq and is a predicted model, not a curated record. Lineage: Eukaryota; Apusomonadida; Apusomonadidae. The transcript has 2 exons.